Amborella trichopoda is the source of this 942-nucleotide messenger RNA. Its product is annotated as putative WRKY transcription factor 43. NCBI's taxonomy places the organism in Eukaryota, Viridiplantae, Streptophyta, Magnoliopsida, Amborellales, Amborellaceae. The record is from RefSeq and is a predicted model, not a curated record. Gene Ontology annotation, biological process: regulation of DNA-templated transcription. Gene Ontology annotation, molecular function: sequence-specific DNA binding; DNA-binding transcription factor activity.
GUCUCUAUGUGGCAAUACAGGUGACGCCCUCAACCCCUUUUCACCUUCCAUCGACCCCCAUCAUACCCUCCCUCCUGCGCAAAACCUCUCUUUCUUUCUCUCUCUUUCAUAUCCAUUUCUUUCUCUCUCUUUCAUAUCCAUUUCUUUCUCUCUCUCUUUCUUUCUCUCUCUUUCAUAUCCAUGGGGGAAGAAGAACAAAAUGGCCUAGUACUACAUGCAAAUCACAAUCUUCUCUACUCACAUCAAAACCCACCUCUUAUUUCUCUAAAUCCUUCUCUCACGAGCCCACAGUUACAAACACUAAACCCCUUUCCCGAACCCAACUGGAAUGCCCUCCUUGCGGGAACGCUCGGGCUGGGUUCAAGCCAAGACGACGGGAAGCAAAUAGAGUUGAGCAAUAACCACCACCUUAGUGGCGGUGGAUAUGGAGGAACGGUAAUUGAGGAUAACCAUGGAAUUAAGGAAAAGGGAAGGGCAAAGCUGAGGAAGAUGAGCCGGCCGAGGUUCGCCUUCCAGACCAGGACGCCCAACGAUAUUCUCGACGAUGGUUACCGGUGGAGGAAAUAUGGGCAGAAGGCUGUUAAAAACAGCAAUUAUCCAAGGAGCUAUUAUCGAUGCACACAUCACACGUGCAGCGUGAAGAAGCAAGUCCAACGACUCUCAAAGGAUACGAGCAUCGUGGUCACAACAUAUGAGGGAGUUCACACUCAUCCAUGUGAAAGAUUAAUGGAGAGUCUAAGCCCUCUACUCAAGCAGAUGCAAUUUCUCACUAAGUUCUAAUCUUUUCAAGCUAUGAAACAAUGCUCAUGCUCACUUCAAAAGAUUUGCAAGUCUUAGGAUUAAUUUCUCAGGUAGUUACAGGCAUUUAUUGUAUAUCUAUCUACCCCAAGAUAUAUGAUAAUACUUAUUGUUUCUCAUCAAAAUGCUCUCACACAUUUUUAA